CGCAUUGCUCCCGCGGUUAACUGAACAUUUUUGUGUGGCGGAGGCGUGUGUUUCAAUACCUCGCAAUGUUACAGUAUGUAAAAGCAAUGUGGUAGGGAACAAACUAGAUUUGCUUGAGACUUUCAUGUCUGCACUGGACCCGAAAUCACUGGCAAAUGUAGGAUAUCGCCGCAACUUGGCAACCCGCUUUUAACACGAACAGGAACACGGCUGUUUACAAGUUGUCUCCGCCCUUCUUCUGUAAGCCGGAACACAAAAGAUAAUAUUUAAGCUCACCUAGGGGUUUUGAAAGCAUAAAGAACGGCGCGUUUUAACGAACACCGCAAGCUUCCUGGAGAGGAAACAUGAGUUUUUUCGACUAUCUGUCGGCGCAGACGUGGACGCUGCUUGCGACCGCGUUCGCCCUUCUCGUGCUGUAUGGUGUCUCACCCUAUGGCUAUUUCAAAAAACUAGGAAUCCCCGGGCCCAGACCCCUGCCAUUUUUGGGAACCUGCCUCUCCUACAGAAAAGGUUUUCAACAUUUCGACAUGGAGUGUUUCCAUAAAUAUGGGAGCAUUUGGGGCAUCUUUGAUGGAAGAAAACCCCUUCUGAUGAUCACAGACUCCAACAUGAUUAAAGCAGUGAUGGUCAAGGAGUGUUACACAUAUUUUACCAACCGGAGGGAUGGGAUCAUGGCUGGACCCUUAGCUGAUGGCCUGUCUCUAGUCAAGGACGAAAAAUGGAGGAGAAUCCGCAGCGUCCUGUCACCCAUUUUCACUAGCGGACGGCUGAAAGAGGUCUUCCCUAUCGCCAUCCAUUAUGCGGACAUUAUGAUGGCCAGCUUGAAAAAGAGAAACUUGGAGGAACCUGUCCAGAUUAAGGAAAUUGUGGGUCCAUACAGUCUGGACGUCAUCACUAGCGCCUCGUUCAGUGUUGACAUCGACUCGAUCAAUAACCCAAAUGAUCCGUUUGUCAGCAACAUCAAGAAAAUCCUCAAAUUCAGCUUUUAUAAUCCUCUUCUGUGGAUUAUAACUAUGCUUCCUUUUACCACUCCUAUUUUUGAGAAGCUGGGACUGUCUCUCUUAGAAAACUCGAGUAUAAACUUCUUCUACAAAGCCCUCAGGAAGAUAAAGGAUCAGCAUCAGAAAGACCAUGGUAGUCGGGUGGACUUCCUACAGCUUAUGAUUGAGUCCCAGAUUUCAGACCAGCAAGCGGAGGCAAAAGCCACUGGUGAAAGUAUAAAAGGUCUGACAGAUCACGAGAUUCUCUCCCAGUCCUUAAUUUUCAUCUUUGGGGGGUAUGAGACCACUGGCUCCACCCUGACGCUUUUGGUGUACAACCUUGCAACCAACCCGGACACCAUGAGGAAACUGCAGGAGGAAAUUGACAGGGUUUUCCCAGAUAAUGCCCCUGUCUUGUAUGAGGCACUCAUGCAGAUGGAGUACCUGGAUAUGGCUAUCAACGAGUCCAUGCGCCUGUGGUCCCCUGCCCCGCGCAUCGAGAGGGCCUGCAAGCAGACCGUUGAGAUCCAUGGGGUGACCAUCCCUUCAGACACCCUGGUUGUGGUGCCCACCUAUGUCCUGCAUCGGGACCCCAAAAUCUGGGAGUCCCCAGAAACCUUCAAACCUGAGCGGUUCAGCAAAGAAAACAGAGAGAGCAUUGACCCAUAUACCUUCUUGCCAUUCGGGACUGGCCCUCGCAACUGCAUUGGAAUGAGGUUUGCGCUCAUGAUCAUGAAGCUGGCUGUGGUUAAGCUGCUGCAGAACUUUGACUUUGAGACGUGCAAGGAGACACAGAUUCCUUUGGAGCUGAAUACAUUGUACCAACCUAAACAGCCAAUAACACUGAAGCUGGUUCCACGAAAGUCCUUAUCCAAGAAGGACUAGCUCCAGGGAUGCUACAUUUCUGUAUUUCUCCUAUAUUUCAGUUAAACUAACUGCUCUACUUCAGUUAAACAUUUUUCUUUAAAUCAAAUGUGAUUUAAUAAAGGUAUAAAAUGUAAAGUUUGUGAAGUGUCAUUUGCUGUAGACUUUUGCAGACAUAUGCCUUCUCACCUGAGCUGACGUUAUCACUGCAUAAUUCACUCAAACAGACAUCAAUGGAAACUCACCACCACAUGCACACAAAGUUUAAAAAAAAAAAAAAGAAAAAUGAGUACGCUGACAUGAGACAUGAUGAACUGCCGCAGCCCCCCUUGCCCACACCUUCUGUUGCCCGCUUCUGUUUUUCUGUUUGCCAGAUUGGUUCCUUAGAUGAUACUUCACAAGACCUACAUCAGUAAA
Molecule: messenger RNA, 2261 nt
Organism: Scleropages formosus (Asian bonytongue)
Lineage: Eukaryota; Metazoa; Chordata; Actinopteri; Osteoglossiformes; Osteoglossidae
Product: cytochrome P450 3A27-like
Exons: 13
Coding region: 345-1865 (506 amino acids)
Molecular function (GO): oxidoreductase activity, acting on paired donors, with incorporation or reduction of molecular oxygen; steroid hydroxylase activity; iron ion binding
Source: RefSeq, a predicted model, not a curated record